Messenger RNA from Calidris pugnax (ruff), 4637 nucleotides. It is a transcript of the gene DSG2, whose product is annotated as desmoglein 2. The transcript is spliced from 15 exons. Gene Ontology annotation, molecular function: calcium ion binding. NCBI's taxonomy places the organism in Eukaryota, Metazoa, Chordata, Aves, Charadriiformes, Scolopacidae. Gene Ontology annotation, cellular component: desmosome; plasma membrane. Bases 106 to 3540 code for a protein of 1144 amino acids. The record is from RefSeq and is a predicted model, not a curated record. Gene Ontology annotation, biological process: homophilic cell-cell adhesion.
CCCACCCGCGGAUACUUGUGCCCCCUCUCUUCCCUGAGCCUCCUCCAUUUCCCCCCCGAGGAGGUGACACACGCACAUCCUCCCCCUCAAGUUGAGACGGCGGCCAUGUCGCGGGCCCCCGCCGCCGUGGGGCGGCUGCUGGCGCUGAUGAUCUGUUUGAAUUAUGGAAAUGGACUCUACGUGAAGGUUUACGAUCGAAAUGGCAGGAGUGGUGUGUUGUCUCACCCCAACAGCCUCUUCAGACAGAAGCGAGAAUGGACGGUCCCUCCGGCUUUCAUACGGGAAGAGGAGGACAAUUCCUACAAGAAUCCAAUCGCUAGAAUACAUUCUGAUCUUGAAGCUGCAGGGGUAGUGGUGACUUACACUAUAUCUGGUCAAGGAGUAACAGAACCCCCUUUUGGAUUAUUUGUUAUCAAUGGAAGGACUGGAGACCUGAAUAUAACGGGAAGGGUUGACAGAGAAAAGACUCCAAUGCUGCUUCUUAGAGGUCAUGCACUAGAUAAGAAUGGAGCAAAAGUAGAGGAGCCAAUAGACCUCCCAAUUAAAAUUGUGGAUAUAAAUGACAACCCUCCAGUGUUUUCACAUGAAGUUUUUGUUGGUUCAAUUGAAGAAUUAAGUGAAACAGGUACAAUUGUAUUGAGGAUAAAUGCAACAGAUGCGGAUGAACCAAAUAACCUGAAUUCCAAAAUUGCUUUCAGGAUCAUUUCCCAAAGCCCUAGCGCUGCAUUCACUAUGGAUAAGGAUACUGGCGAGGUUCGAGUAGCAAAAAUAAACCUUGACAGAGAGACACAAAGUAGCUAUUCUUUGGUGGUGGAAGCAAAAGACCGUGGUGGUGAAUUAGGUGGGAAUGCUGCAACGUGUUCUUUAGACAUCAAGAUUUUGGAUGUCAAUGACAAUCUGCCGGUGGUUGAAAGUAGUGCAUUCGAAGGAAGCAUUGAAGAAAACAGAGUAAAUGUGGAAAUUCUGCGAAUAAAAGUAUUUGACAAAGAUGAAAUGUUUUCUGAUAAUUGGCUGGCAAACUUUUCGUUUGUUUCUGGUAACGAAGGCGGCUUUUUUCGUAUAAUAACAGAUAACCAAACAAAUGAAGGCAUUUUGACUGUUGUGAAGGAGCUGGAUUAUGAAACAAUGCAAAGCCUAAACUUGGGCAUUGUUGUUACAAACAAAGCAGAGUUCCACAAGUCAAUUAAACACAGUUAUAAAGCACAAACAAUUCCAAUCAGAAUUAAUGUGAUUAAUGUGCGGGAAGGCCCUGUGUUCCCUGGUGGCACAAAAAUUAUUGAAGCAAGUGAGAAACUGCAGAUCAGACAGGUUAUUGGACAGUAUCAAGCCUACGAUGAAGACACUGGAAAACCGGCACAGCGCAUCACGUACGUGAAAGGAAGAGACCCAGCAAACUGGAUCACUAUAGACUCAGUGACAGGUGAAAUCCGACUUGUCAAAAACCUCGAUUACGAGUCGUCUCACGUAGUAAAUGGUACCUACACUAUCACCAUGUUGGGUGUAACUACUGAUUCGCCUAAGAAAACAGUCACCGGCACAGUCGUCAUUCAAGUUACAGAUGAGAAUGAUAACUGCCCAGUUAUUGUGAACCCUGUGCAGACUGUGUGCUCAGAUGCAAAAUUAGUUGAUGUUACAGCCAGUGAUAUGGAUGGUUACCCAAACAGCGAUCCCUUCAGCUUUACUGUCAUUGAUGAGCCAGAAGGGACAGCAAAAAAAUGGAUAAUUGCAUCCAGAAAUGGCACCAGUAUACAGCUGGUACCACCAGAGCUGAAGCUGGGCAGAACUGAAGUUCCCAUCCUGGUGAAGGAUUACCAAGGGCUCAGCUGUGCUCAGCCCCAGUCUCUGCAGCUGACUGUGUGUAACUGUGCAGAAGACAGCGUCUGCAGAGAGAAGAUCAUCGCCGAUAAGUCAGUGGGUCUGGGCCCUGCAGCGAUUGCACUAAUCAUCUUGGCAUUUCUACUUCUGCUGCUUCUCCCGCUGUUACUGCUGCUGUGUCCCUGUGGCUCGGGAGCGAAGGGCUUUGCUGCGAUACCGGACUACAGCGAAGCCAUGCUGCGUCAGUGGAACAGCGAAGGGGCAGCUCCCGAGGAGAAGCCAGUGCUAAGCCUCAUCCCACCCACUGCAUUGGGGAGCUCAAGAGGAGCAGCAGCAGCAGGAGCAGGAGCAGCAGGAGCAGGAGCAGCAGCAGGAGGAGCAGCAGGAGCAGCGGUGGCGGGAGCAACAGUGGGAGCAGCAGCAGCAGGAGGAAUGAGUGGAGAAGAAACUGCAGCAGGAGGAGGCAGCUCGGCCUCUCACGUAGGAGAGCAUCGCUACACCGUUGGCAGGGAAAGAUGGGAAGAGCAAAGACAUCUCCUUUCUGGUGCUGACUAUGGAGCCAUGGCAGCCGGAGCGGCUGGAGGCAUGGCUGGAGGCAUGGCGGGUGUAGACGGCAAGACAGCGGUGGCUGGAGGAGGCAUCGCGGUGGGAGCAGCUGGAGCCAUGAAGGAAGAGUUUUUUAGAGACUACAUCAGUGAUAAAUUUGUCUCUUUUGUGGAUGAAGAUGAAGCUCAAGCUGCAAACGACUGUCUCCUGGUUUAUUCCCAGGGAGAGUCAGGCUCUCCCCAUGGCUCCAUCGGCUGCUGCAGCUUUAUUGAGGGUGAUCUUGAUGACCACUUCCUUGAUGAUUUAGGAGACAAAUUUAAGACUCUAGCAGAAAUAUGCAUAGGCAGACCCAUCAACAUGAAAGACAGUAGCUCCAGGAAUGAAUCGGGUUUUGGUCUUAAUAACACAAAGUCACAGUUCUUAGAUCAGCAAACUGCUUCCAGCUCGGAACAAGCCUUUGCCUCGGGCAGCCUCUUCCAGCCCACCCCACUGGUGCACGCGGGCCAUGGCGCAGGAGAAACCACCAUGUCCAAGGAGGUGGUCACAGAAACAACCUUUGCAUCCCAUUCUGGGCAGCACGAUGCUCAGACACUCCCUGCAGCCCACGCGGAGACCAAUUUCACCAUGACAGAAACAUCCUACUCUGCGGGGGCUCCUGCCCGCUCGGCUGCUGUCUUUCUAGACCCCCAGUUUAAGGAGAACGUAGUGGUGACAGAAAGAGUGCUGGCACCUGCAUCCAGCUUGCAGGGUAUGGUGGAAGUCCCCGAUUUGCCACACAGAAGUAACGUGGUGGUUACGGAGAGGGUGGUGAAGUCAGAGGGCAGCGGAGCAGGAGCCCUGGUGGUUCAGGAUCUCCCUGACUCCCAGUACGUCGUGGUGAGGGAGCGGGAGAGGGUGCUGGUGCCCGCUGCAGAGCAGGGCUCGCUCAGCUUCUCCACUUUGGCAGAUGGGCACAACGUGGUGGUGAACGAAAGGGUGGUGACGGCCUCGGGGACGCAGAGCAGAGCCCAACACGCGGUGGGUGCUGCUGGCUCGGGAAGGGAAGAGCACGUGUUGAUCACAGACUCCCUGCUUAACCAGGCGGGCUCCGGCCUAGAAGGGCCGGCUCCUGCCAGCGCCACGCUCAGCAAGUCUUCCAGGGUCACCAAAUACAGCACGGUGCAGUACACCCGCUCCUAGCCCGGCCCCUCGCAGGGGUGGCCGUGUCCAGCCUCCCCUGUGUCUGUGUGCCUCUUGCUUUGGGCUGCUCCUUGGGACCCAAGUUUGCCAGAUCUUUCAGAAUGACGUGGACUUGCUUGUGGUAGUUUGUGCAAAUAAGCGUUGUGACCAAGAAGCAAGUGAGGAAGUGUCCUGCUGUCAUUACGUAACAUUGGCAGGAAUGCUUUUGAAGUGGAAAGCUCUAGGAAAUAUGUAUAAUUUUUUUAUCCUUGUUUGCUAUUUUUGUAAUUGCUUUUUAUUAUUCAGUUAGUGUAAUAAUACCAUGUAACCACAGCUGCCUAAUUAUGGGAAAGCAGGAAAAAAAAAUACUAAAGUGUUGUGAUGGUUAGUAGCUUAAAAAGCACAAGUUUGGUUUUCUGAACUGCUGUUUAGUGUGUCUGCUGAACCUCCCCCUGAGGGGCAUCAGUUUCUCAUUGUAUUUUUUGGCAUCUAUUUUCUCAUCUAUUACUUUGUGGACCAGGGCAGCUCCUCCUGAGCUGCAGAUCUCUGCACCUUGGUGAAUUGAUAAGAAAAUCUCUCUUACCUGAGAAACCCAAGCAAGUACCUCCUCGGGGCAGCGGAGCGUUGAUCUCCUGGGAAGGAUGUCACAAUUUCGGGUUAUCAGCGUUUGUACCUUAAGCAAUCGAUACUUGCACAUUAGCACAGGGGUUAAAGAGAGCAAGUAGCAAAAAAGCUGAGAACUGCAAUUUUUUUGGUACCUUGAUGUAAAAAUUCCAUUCCUUGGUGUGCAUCUAGGCUGACAUGGACAAGUAAGCAUUUGCAUCGUAUAGAUUUUUCACUGGCUCCUGAUUGGUCCUUCAAUAAUGUAUGAGAAUCAGCUGAAACUUACCUUAGCUUUAGAGCCAGAGGUUCAGCCAGUGGCUUUGCUGGCAAAGUUUAUGUCACUUAGACCUCUGUAGGGUCUGAUUUACAAGUGCAAUUAACUAAGUGGUUUUAAUUCUGUCUGUGAACUCAGAGAUACAAGCACAGAGACGCAAGUCUGUGUGUAAAAGGUUCUGCUGGCUCCAGUACCAGCGCCCUGCGUGGUGCCAUAUAAUGGCAGCUUUCCUUAGCACUGA